UGCCCGGGCUAUAUCUGUCGCGCGGCGGGGCGCUACGGGGUGGUGCGGUGAGGCGCGGCGGCCCCAUGGCUGCGCCCGCCAUGGCCGAGCCGCGCUCCAAGCGGCCCCGCGUGACGCUGCCCGCCUGCCCGGCGCACCGCCCGCUGCCCGGCAGCCGCGUCCGGCAGGGCUUCCCGCCCGCCGUGGAGGAAGGCCUCUGCGGCGUCACCGGCGCCCUGCUGGAGCUCGCCUACUUCCUGCAGGCGCUGGGUGAAUAUUUUGAUCAGUCGCAUGUGGCUUUACCAAAUGUUUCAAAGUUCUUCCUGCAUCAAGCUCUGGAAGAGAGAAAAGCUGCAGAGGCUUUGAUGAAGUACCAACAAGAAAGAGGAGGCCAUUACUGUUCUAAAACCCUCCAGAAACCAAACUGUGACUAUGCAGUCAGCCUAAUGAAAGCCCUGGAAAUGGCAAUGGUACAGUGGAAAACUAUGAUACGGUACUUUGAAGAGCUUUAUGCCCUGAGUAUUGAAAAUGCAGACCCUCACAGUGCCAGCACUAUCAAGAAACAAUUUAUUGGGCCCAAAAUCCAGAAGAUCAAACUGAUGGGAGAUCUGUUGACCAAUGCUCGCAGGCUCGACUGUUCCCAAGAUGGCAGAAAUAGUCUUGGGGAUUACUUUAUGGACCGGUUGCAGAAAGAGUUCAGAACAGGCACAGAGGCAGAGUGUAGUCAGCACUGCGGCCACUGUCUACCUCUCCAGCAGUAUACAGGAGCUGCAGAGGAUCUGAAGCGACCCCAGAGAGAAUCUCCUCAGCACAGAAAUGGCAUAGGGCCAAUAUAUGCAACCAUACACUGCAAGGCCACACUGCCACAGUGUAAUGAUGAGACAGGACCAAAAGUGAAACAGGGCAGGGAGAGCCUUUAGUGCUAAGGCUGCUGCAGCUAUGGGGCAGCUCCUAAUUCAGACCUGUAUGGAGUGUGGAUUUGAGACCAAAAUGAGGCUGGGGGCACGAUGCUGUGUCACUCCUCCUGCUUUACAUCCUGUCCCCAUGGCCUCUGCUGUGUUCCAGCUGAAUCUAGGAUAUACCAUUAUGUUGUUGGUUACCUAGAUUGUCAGCACUGGUCACACUUUUAUCUAUGCAACUCUUCCUAGAAGCCAAAAGCUUUUAAGCCUCUUUUCUAUCUUAAAUGAUUAAUAGGAUUAGUUAUUAUAGCAAAUUAUUUUAAACAAUAUAUGUAACUUUUAUUAAAAUAAACAAACUGAAAUACAACUUUAGUACAAGGAAACUUCUAUGUGGCAGAAAAUCCACCAAUUUAGUUUUAUAUUGUCAAACAUUUUAUAUUACUAACAGAUAUUUUACAUUGCUGUCAAGCAUACUAACAUAAUGAACUUUUAAAAAAGACUAAUUUUAAAACAAAGUCUUCUUGUCUUAUUUCUGUUGUCUAAUUCAUUUACUUAUCACCCAGCUAUUUCUAGUGGUCUACUUUUCUAAGAUGAAGGAUGCAAAUAUUUCCUCAACAGUGGGAAUAAGACAAUGUGCUGUUUUUUUCUACCGUUAUUUGCCUAGUUGGCUUUUUUCAUCCUCAGAAAGCAGACGAGAGAUAAAUUAGGGGUUCUCAUUAGAUGUGAUCUUUACAGGUCAUAGUGGAUAUUUUUGAAGUGUCACUGAGACAGUAGGGCUCUGUCCAGACAUAACCUAGGAUGGUGGCUUUAAUUACUAUAAGACCCCUCUUUCAGUUAGCUCAAUUAUGGUAUUACUAUGGUACUACAGCUAUUCCUUGGUUAGAAAUGCAUCAUGGAGAGUGGCCACCUGUUACCGGGGCUUCUAGCACCACCACACCUAAGGGCUUUACUUUAGCUAGCCCGGUUGAAGUUCAGAGGUGUCCAAACCCCCUCCAUUCGUCCCCUUACAGGAGUUAUUUUCUUUCAGUACACUGGCUACAUCAGAUGCCUGCAGCUAGGGGUCGGGGGUUUGUCAGGUACAACAUUUUUUAUGCAGUUAAGAGUUUGCUUCAUUGAAAAAUUGCUCCAUACUUCUUAUACUGUAAGUAGUACUCUAUUAUGCUUGAAAAUAAAUGCAGUUCAAUGCUAAG
Messenger RNA from Colius striatus (speckled mousebird), 2068 nucleotides. RefSeq names its product ferritin light chain. Gene Ontology annotation, molecular function: ferrous iron binding; ferric iron binding. NCBI's taxonomy places the organism in Eukaryota, Metazoa, Chordata, Aves, Coliiformes, Coliidae. Gene Ontology annotation, biological process: iron ion transport; intracellular iron ion homeostasis. Gene Ontology annotation, cellular component: cytoplasm. The record is from RefSeq and is a predicted model, not a curated record. The transcript has 3 exons. Bases 66 to 899 code for a protein of 277 amino acids.